AUGACUCCAGUGGCCGGAGCAAAGGAAGAAGUUGUCCACAAAUCGUGGAAGAAAAUAAAUGAAGAAAGAAAAGCACUAAAGAAGCAACGUAAACAGGAGAAGCUACUAAAACAACUGGCGAAAACCCAAAAGUCAGAGGAAACUUCCAAAAACAUUGACAGUGCCCAGAAGUCCGAACAGAAGGAACAUAAAGAAAACCCAUCCACAGUAUCCAUUGCAGUGCCCGGUUCUAUAUUGGAAAAUGCUCAAUCGGCGGAACUAAGAAGUUACGUGGCUGGGCAAAUUGCUAGGGCGGCUUGUAUAUUUCGUGUCAGUGAAGUUAUUGUAUUCGAUGAUAUCGGCCUGGCAACGGCAAGGGAGACAAAGCGAAACUUCGAGGCCGACGACAGCGAUGAUGCUGAAGGCACCUCACGCACUGUACGCAGUAGUGUCCUACAGUUGGCAAGGAUUCUACAAUAUUUGGAAUGCCCACAAUACUUGCGAAAAUUCUUCUUCCCUCUGCAUAAAGAUUUAAAGUAUUCUGGCCUGCUAAAUCCCCUUGACGCCCCUCAUCAUUUGCGACAACAGAACAUUUUCCGUUACCGCGAAGGUAUAGUCACGGAAAAGUUGGCCAAGGAAGGUCAUUGUUAUGUUAAUGUGGGAUUGCUGAAUGACGUUCUUGUCAACAAGGCCUUAACGGCGGGUCUACGAGUUACCGUGAAGUUGGAAAAACCUCAAGAAAAUGUGCGCAAACAACGCGGCACAAUCGUUAGUCCGGAUGAGCCGAGGCGUGAAACUGGUGUUUACUGGGGCUACACAGUUCGUAUAGCGCAUUCCAUAUCGGAGAUAUUUACUAAAUCCCCUUAUCCGGGUGGUUAUGAUUUGACAGUGGGUACCUCAGAUCGUGGUACCAGUGUGCACGAGGUUCCAUCCAAGUCAUUUAACUAUAACCAUUUGUUGUUGGUUUUCGGUGGUCUUCAGGGUCUUGAGGCAGCCGUCGCCAACGAGGAUAAACUACAAAUAGACGAUCCAAAAUUAUUGUUCGACCAUUACAUUAAUGUUCUACCCAAACAAGGUUCACGUACAAUUCGUACUGAGGAAGCCAUACUGAUAGCAAUGGCAUCACUACAAGAGAAAUUUAAUCCCAAAGUAGAAGAUAUCGAAGAAGAAUUGAUAAAAGAAGCCCUACCACGUAGUGAAGACACUGGUGGUAUUAUACCUAAACCAUCGCAAACAAAAAUGGAGCGGAAACGCAAACGUUUGGAGGAAAAUGAACAACAAAUAUUGGCAAACAAUGAAGCAGAUGUUCAAGAGGAAACAGUAAAUGUGGAGGUAAAGAAGCCCAAGGAAAAGAAAGUGAAAAAUAAUCCAUUCUCAAAUAAAAAAGAAUCAGCUGUGGUAGAUUUCGUUGAUAAUGGAGUUGCUGCUGGUGCUGGGGACGAUGAUUUUGAAAUUGUGCCAUCGGGCAAAGUGGACAAGACAACAUCAAAUGCAGCCAAUAAUGUGGACGAUUUGAGUCGAUUUGAUUAA
Messenger RNA from Musca vetustissima, 1509 nucleotides. Its product is annotated as putative methyltransferase C9orf114. NCBI's taxonomy places the organism in Eukaryota, Metazoa, Arthropoda, Insecta, Diptera, Muscidae. The record is from RefSeq and is a predicted model, not a curated record. Bases 1 to 1509 code for a protein of 502 amino acids. The transcript is spliced from 2 exons.